AAUCAUGCUAUUAAUUUUAAAUUUAAAGAAUUAUUUUUAUAUAGUCUGAUUUAUCCUCUUUUAAAAAUAGAAUUAAAAUUUUUUAAAAAGUAUAUUAAUAAAAAUCUUUAUCUAGAUUAUAUCAGGCUUUUUAAGAGCUUUAUAAAUAUAUUUAUUUUUUUUAUAUCUAAAAAAAAUAACAGCCUACGUCUCUGUGUAGAUUAUGAAGAACUUAAUAAGAUUUUUAUUAAGAAUUAUUAUUUUUUAUCUUUUAUUUUAAAGAUAUUGUUGGCUGGAAACCAGGAAUCCUUACUAACUAAAAUAAUCAUCUCUUAA
Molecule: messenger RNA, 315 nt
Organism: Aspergillus neoniger CBS 115656
Lineage: Eukaryota; Fungi; Ascomycota; Eurotiomycetes; Eurotiales; Aspergillaceae
Exons: 1
Source: RefSeq, a predicted model, not a curated record